GGGAGCGAGGGCAGCUGAGGAAUGGAUCUGAGUUCAGGAAUUCAGAAGAUGUCUAUUAGCCAGCAACAAUCAGGAAGAGGUGUACCUUGCUUGAGAUGCAGGGGGAUGUGCGCAGGCUUUGAGCCACAUUCUUGGAGGAAAAUAUGCAAGUCAUGCAAAUGCAGCCCGGAAGAUCACAGUCUCAGCUCGGAUGCAGAAGACGAUCGGAAAAUUGGCCGCUUGCUCUCAGAUUCAAAAUAUUCCUCACUAACAGCUCGGGUGAAAGGAGGUGAUGGUGUUCGCAUCUAUAAAAGGAACCGCAUGAUUAUCACUAAUCCUAUAGUGUCCCGGAAAGAUCCGACUUUUGAUACUGUUACAUAUGAAUGGGCUCCCCCUGGACUCACUCAGAAACUGGCUACCCAGUACAUGGAACUAAUUUCAAAAGAAAUGCAGCCAGUGGCUGGGACAGAAGGAGCUUAUUAUCGGCGCAGGAGGAUGAUGAGACAGCUUCCUAUUUAUGACCAGGACCCUUCCCACUGUCGUGGCCUUUCUGAGAAUGAGGUAAAGCUGAUGGAAGACUUUGUGAAGCAAUAUAAAAGUGAGGCCCUUGGAGUUGGAGAAGUUGCUCUGCUGGGCCAAGGAGGCACCACCAAAGAGGAAGGGAAACAGCAUGAUAAAAACAUCCCUGCAAACAAGGAAGCCGUUUCGACCAAUGGAAUGCUGGCGAAUGCUGCCAAGGGACCGGAAUAUUUUUGUGACCUCUGCAAGCAUCUGCUGCCCAUGGAAUGGCCUGUGGUCUAUGCAGACAGAGCAGGCUAUGAUCACCAGUGGCAUCCUGCAUGCUUUGUGUGCUCCAAGUGCUCUGAACCUCUCGUGGAUCUGAUCUACUUCUGGAACAAUGGAGCCAUUUGGUGCGGGCGCCAUUACUGUGAGAACAUCCGGCCACGCUGUGCAGCCUGUGAUGAGAUCAUAUUUUCUGAGGACUACCAGCAAGCCGAAGGCUUCGCCUGGCAUAAGAAACACUUUACCUGCUUGGGGUGUGAGACAUUGCUCUCUGGCAAACCCUUCGUCCUGGAUGGGGCCAACCUGCUGUGUACGACUUGCAGCAAAAACAAACAACUGUAAACAGCGUGUG
Molecule: messenger RNA, 1114 nt
Organism: Euleptes europaea (tarantolino)
Lineage: Eukaryota; Metazoa; Chordata; Lepidosauria; Squamata; Sphaerodactylidae
Gene: LMCD1
Product: LIM and cysteine rich domains 1
Exons: 6
Coding region: 22-1104 (360 amino acids)
Molecular function (GO): zinc ion binding
Source: RefSeq, a predicted model, not a curated record